AUGGAUGAACCGGAACCUUGUCAUUCCGAUAAUCAUAUCAAAACAUCAAGAUACACAAUAUUCACAUUUUUACCAAUUAAUUUAUUUGAACAAUUUCGUCGUAUUGCAAAUGCCUAUUUUCUUCUAUUAAUUAUUAUCACUGCUUAUGAAGAUUAUUAUCGUCAUAUAUCUGAUAACAAAGCAAAUGCUCAACGAACUUAUGUAUUUCAACAGAAUAUUAAAUUUCGUGGUAUAAUCGAAUGUGAAUUGCCGACAGUCAAUCUAUUUUCAUUUAAAGGACGAUGUAUUUAUAAUAAAAAAGGAGAAGGAACUUUUCUUUUUUUAACACUAGAAAAUCUCUUAUUACGUGGGUCACGUUUAAAAGUAGCGAAAUAUGUUAUUGAAUUACAAAAAGUGUUUGGUUCAUUGUUUUUCAAAUGGGAUAUUCAUAUGUAUCAUCCAGAAACAAAUGAACAUGCAAAUUCAAAUUCCAGUGAAAUUAUGGAAGAUCUGGGACAGGUGAACCUUUGUACAUUAAUUCAAUAUUUAUUUUCUGAUAAAACUGAUACAUUAACUGAGAAUGAUAUGUGUUUUAAAUUUUGUUACGUGUCCGAUAUGGAAUUUGGCAUUGUCAAUACAAUAGAUGGUAUAAAUUAUCAAGCAUCGUCACCAGAUGAACUUUGUCUUGUAUCAUUUGCUAAAAGUUGUGGAAUGGUAUUUACUAAAGAGGAUACAUUACCAGAUGGUAUUAUUCGUCAAAUAAAUAUAUUUGAAAAACCAACAUAUUAUCAACUAUUAGAAAACCUUCAUACGUAUCGAUUUGUUUUAGGUUUAAUAUAUUUAUUCACAAAACGAGCUGAUUCGGUGGUAAUACCAUUAUGUUCAAGUGGCGCAUUUGAAGUCACGACGGCUCGUAUAUCGUUAUACGCUAAACUUGGUCUACGUACAUUAGCCGUUGCGUACAGAAUCAUCAGCUCUAAUGAUUAUCAACGUAUUCGUGCUGAAUUCAAACGGGCUACUCAAAGUUGUACUGCUGUUGAAGAUAGACUCCAACAAUAUGUACCAGAAACGUUAACUUUAUUAAGACGAAGCGGCAUUAAAGUAUGGAUAUUAACGGGUGAUAGAGUUGAAACAACUGUUAACAUUGCAUAUUUAUCGAAAGUAUUUAAUCAGGAACAUAAACUAUUACAAGUAGUCAAUUGUACAAAUUUAGAAACAUGUAAAACAAUAUUAGACAAUCAAUCGGAAAAAUUAUUAAAGAAAACCGAUCUUGUUAUCGAUGGCUCCUCGCUUGCCUUUGUUUUGGAUAGUGACGAUUAUCGUCCAAUAUUUUGUACAUUAGUUUUGCAAUGUGAAUCCGUACUUUGUUGUCGACUAUCACCAUUGCAGAAAGCACAAGUAAACACACAAUAG
Didymodactylos carnosus is the source of this 1392-nucleotide messenger RNA. Lineage: Eukaryota; Metazoa; Rotifera; Eurotatoria; Philodinida; Philodinidae. The record is from the annotation of a GenBank genome assembly.